UUGUUGCUUCCUGCCCCAGGCCCCGAGGUGAGGCCGGAGAGCGCGGAGGACAAAUCCCGGCGGCAGAGCCUGGUGGGAGAGGCCGUUUUGAAGGGCUCCCCGGCGCAGGAAGGCAGUGGGGAGGAAAAGGGCCGGAGAUGCCCCCGCAGGAGGGGCUCCAAAGCCAGCCCAGGGGGCUGUGAGGAGGAAAGAGCCAACGUGUGCCGGGAAGGCGGCCGGAGCUUGAGGCGGAGCUGCGAGCUGGUGGUCCCUGAGCAGCCUCCCAGCAGGGAAAAGCCCUUCAGCUGCUUGGAAUGUAGGAAGAGCUUCAGCAGGAGCACUGACCACCUCAGCCACCAGAACAUCCACAGUGGGGAACGGCCCUACACGUGUGGGGAGUGUGGGAAGAGCUUCAAACGGAGCUCACACCUGUUCGGACACCAGGUGAUCCAUAGUAGAGAAAGGCUCUACACGUGUGGGGAGUGUGGGAAGAGCUUCAAACGGAGCUCCCACCUGCUCCGACACCAGAUGAUCCACAGCGGGGAACGGCCCUACACGUGUGGGGAGUGUGGGAAAAGCUUCAGGCACAGCUCCACACUCCGAACCCACCGUCGCAUCCACAGUGGGGAACAGCCCUACACCUGUGGGGAGUGUGGGAAGAGCUUCAAACGGAGCUCCCACCUCCUCAACCACCAGCACAUCCACAGUGGGGAACGGCCCUACACGUGUGGGGAGUGUGGGAAAAGCUUCAGGCACAGCUCCACCCUCCGCACCCACCGUCGCAUCCACAGUGGGGAACAGCCCUACACGUGUGGGGAGUGUGGGAAGAGCUUCAAACGGAGCUCCCGCCUCCUCAGCCACCAGAUGAUCCACAGUGGGGAAAGGCCCUACAUGUGUGAGGAAUGUGGGAAGAGCUUCACUCAGAGCUCCAACCUGCUCCGACACCAGAUGAUCCACAGUGGGGAAGGCCCUACACGUGUGCAGAGUGUGGGAAGAGCUUCAGGGACAGCUCCAGCCUUUGCAAACACCGUUGCAUCCACACCAGGGAAUGGCCCUACAAGUGCUUGGAAUGUGGGAAGAGCUUCAGCACAAGCACCAAGCUGCUCA
Pseudopipra pipra is the source of this 1086-nucleotide messenger RNA. Its product is annotated as zinc finger protein 239-like. The annotation marks the transcript as partial. Gene Ontology annotation, molecular function: RNA polymerase II cis-regulatory region sequence-specific DNA binding; DNA-binding transcription factor activity, RNA polymerase II-specific. The record is from RefSeq and is a predicted model, not a curated record. Lineage: Eukaryota; Metazoa; Chordata; Aves; Passeriformes; Pipridae. The transcript has a single exon. Gene Ontology annotation, biological process: regulation of transcription by RNA polymerase II.